Messenger RNA from Plectropomus leopardus (leopard coralgrouper), 1540 nucleotides. It is a transcript of the gene ccdc137, whose product is annotated as coiled-coil domain containing 137. Lineage: Eukaryota; Metazoa; Chordata; Actinopteri; Perciformes; Serranidae. The record is from RefSeq and is a predicted model, not a curated record. Gene Ontology annotation, cellular component: nucleus.
UUAGGUUGAAGUUCGUAGGUUAAAGGCUAAACACGCUGCAACGCAUGUGUUAUGUUUUCUUCAUCUAAUUUGUAUUGCAUUGAAACCAAGUGAAGUAACAUGGGGAAGAAUAAAAAGAACAAAACUAACGAGACAGAAAAAACAGCUGGCAAGGCCGGACAACAUUCAAGUGAUAAGAAGCUCAAACGAGAUGGGAAACCAAAGAAAGCCAAACCAGACCACCUGAAACACAUCCCCUUUAGACUGCGAGAGAUCAUGAAGAGCAAAGAGAGGAUGAAAACGGGUCCCCCAAAGACCAAAAAGCUUAAGGAGGCCAUAUCCCCUAAAGGUAAACCAGAGGAUCUCCAGAGUGGAGACAUACCUGUCCCGCAUUUCAAAAGAGGAAAAAAUGAAAGUGAGAAAGCAUACGUGCGGCGCAUGGAGAAUGAGACAAAACACGUCCUCUUCCUCACCAAGAACCAAAUAGACAGAAAUCCUGAGCUGGAAGCAGACAACAAAAACAAGUCUGAGAAAAAAAAAGAGUCUGAUAAAAUCCGAUUAAUGAGGCUACAGCAGAAAAAGCUGGACAGACAGGAGGCCCAGAUGGAAAAAGAGAUGUUUGUAGAUAAUGUUCCCUUUGGUGAAGUUACAAUGGCUCCGCCGUCUUUGAGUGCCAAACCAAAAAAAGCUCCGGUCAAACCUCAGAAGGCGUCAAAGGAGCUGCUUCUCAACUCUCUCCUUGGCCACACGGCGGUCUCCACAACCAAGCCAUCCAUGGCCAGACAGAGAAUGAUGGAGGAGGAGAGGGAACGCGCAGUGGAGGCGUACCGUCUUCUGAAGAAACAGAAACAGCGGCAGCAGGAGGCCAGGACAGCCAAUCUGGAAAAACUCAAGAACCUUAAGUAAUGUUUCAUGUCAAAGAAAUAUAAAUCCUGGACUUCAGUCAGCUGGGAAGCUCAGAAAUCGAAACAGACUGUAAGAUAAUAACCAUCCGCAGACUGUUUGUGUUGUGUUACACUGAAACUGAUAUAGCAGUGGAGAAGUUCACCACAGUGUAGCGAACUGUCAGGGACAAAAAGCAAACAUUUGCAUCCGCUGAUCAACAUUCACCUGCCACAUAUUUUGAGAAGCAGAACAGGACAUUUAAAUUAUUAGUGUUUGAAUGACUUUGAAAAAAGACAAACUAAGUAAACUGAGGCAGGUGGCUUUCUUUGAUUUCUCUCUCUUGUACAGUCAGAUAAUCACUGGCAGGUGUUCACACUGGUUACUGUUUGCAUCUUUAGGUGAUCACUAUGAUGUAUUUUGAGAAAUUAAUAUAAUCAUUGAGGCUAUUUCGAGGCAAAGUUAGAAUCCUGUAACCGUUUGCUAGAGUCCCACUAGAUGGCAGUCCUGUAGAAAGCCAGUGAAAGAACAUGCAGGCCGGAUUGUUGUGGCCUUUUAUAUUAAAAAUGUAUUUUUUAAGCCUUAUUUUGUAUGUAAAUUUCAAUUUAUUGUGGAAUAUUUUCACACCUUGUUUCCAUUUGUACCUCCCCGAGAGCCUGAAUAAAUAAAUCGCAUCAGC